CGUUCCACCAGCGAACGCGAAGAGAACGAACAGUCGUACCAACUGUAAUACGCGAACGCGAUGCCUCCGGUUUCCAACAUCGGACACAACUGACGCUGAUUUACGCUCCCCGAAACCCCAAACAUACGGUGAAACCGGAUAAUGCGGAAAGUGUAACGAAACGCGCCCUGCGAAGUAUACCAGGAGGGGGAUUAACGACCCAUUCAGAUAUUGUGAAACUUGCUCCCUUCGGCGUGUUAAUUCGAGCGUUGCGUGUCGAAUUCGACGGUCCGAGGUUUCUGUGUUUUUGGAUUAAGAUCAAAUUGGAGAAAUUCAUGCUUCAAUGACUUCUAUAUAAUGUUAUGAGAUGGUGAGCGUGUUGAGAUCCACUACGGCACUCUUUUUGUUUCACGUCGCAGCCUUCAACAUGUUACCACCGCCAUCAUGUCCGCCGGAAUGUAUCUGUCUCUCUCAGACACAGGUGCUGUGUAACUCAGGAGGAUUGACGGAGAUACCAGUAAAGCUGCUACCAGCGUCUGUGGAGCACUUGUCGCUCACGAGGAACCACUUCCCUUUGAUACGAAGCGACGCUUUCUCCGGAUUACGACAGUUGAAAAAACUCAGCCUGGACGGGAACAACAUAUCAAUUAUAAAGCCGUUUGCGUUUCGUGGAUUGCCCAGAUUAAGGGAGAUUUCGAUUCAGCAAACUCCACUUGCGACAGUCGCCCAAUUUUCCUUCGCCGGGCUCCAGAAUAUAACCUCAAUUUAUCUCAGCCAUAAUAAAAUUAAAAGGGUCGAAGGGUACGCUUUUGCCGGCACAACUAAUUUAAAAUUACUAGUCCUAACCAACAAUCCUAUUUUUAAACUCGAAUCGAACGCAUUCUCGGGUUUAACAAACGUCGAAAAGAUAACAUUUCCCUCGGGAAUACGUUCGAUAGAACCGGACGCUUUUAACGGUUUAGAGUCAGUGGGUUUCCUUAAAUUAGCUUAUAUGGAUCUUCAAUCAUUGAAAGAAGGUACUUUCCGCGGACUUACAAGCGUCGGAGUACUUUCUAUUCAAGAAUCCGAUUUAGGAAUUAUCCAAGUAGGAGCUUUUGAAAGUUUAACUUACAUUAACAAUCUUAAUUUUCUCAACAAUAAAAUAGAUUGUAUACAAGAACUUAAUUUAUUACCGGAGGAUCACAUCAAAAACUUAAAGUUUCAGGGAAAUCAUAUUUUAGAGAUUCCUAAAACGGAAUCUCUCAUGUUUGCCGUUGAAAAGCUUUCAGUCACUGCCAAUCACUUUCCAUGCGAUUGCCAUAUCCAUUCUUUAGCGAUGGGACCUUUCGCAAACGGGUCCGGAUUUGAUUUUUUAACAAAGAAUUUUUGUAUUUCACCUUUGGAAUAUAAUGGAAGACCCAUGAGCGAUUUGGAUUUAGAAACUAUCGGAAGGUGUCAAGAAGAAGUUACACGAGGAAACUUAGAAGCUGCUAAAGACUCUAACACUGCCUCAAUUUCCAGUGUUGAUGAGGUAAUUAUCUUGUGUUACAUACUGAUUAUUGUAGUGUUUAUGUUUAGGUGAGAAUAAAUUUAAAGUGAUUGAACUGUUAUAUAACGAUUACUAUUUCCACAUAAAUUAAUUUAUUCAUCCUCUGUUAUUCAUUGUAGAAUCGAAGCUUUGUAUGUAUAAACCUGAAUGUUAAAUGUAGAAAAAAACUUGAAGCAAGAAAAAUGUACAAAGGUCUAAAUUCUAUCGUGGUCAAAAUUACGCAAAAACAUAAUAGAAAUUAUAUCAAAAUGUACUUAAUUUAACAUGUAGAUAAAUCGUGUAUAUUUAAUCGUCAUAUUAACAGUACUUUGGCGAGAAAUGAAUAAGGGUGCUAAAUAUUAACGAUUCUCGAUUUAUAUUUUAAGCAUUUAUGUGUCGUGCAAUAAAACUGCCAAUUAAAUUAUAUCCAAUUGUAAGAUAAGUAAACGUACGAGUGAAUGUAAAUAUAAUUGUAGAUUAGGAAACAUCUCUAAAAAUAAUAUAUCCAUAUAAUACGUCCAUGAAAUGUGUGAAUGAUCUUUGUUUUCACACUAAUUACUUUGUGAUUCAAAUUUAUUUCCCUACUUAAUGAUUCCUUCAUAAUUUACUCUUGCACUGAAUGAAAUAGUAUGCGAGUGCCUAAUAAAACAAUUAUGAAUAAAUGGCCAUAUCUUGUAAAUAAUUAUGUAAAUAUAAUCAACUAUAGCGGUGUAUAUCGACUUAUAGUAAAAAUGUGUUCUGUUGUAUACUGUCUAAUAAACGAAUUUUUAACUAUA
This is a messenger RNA of Onthophagus taurus, 2262 nucleotides long. RefSeq names its product chondroadherin. Gene Ontology annotation, molecular function: signaling receptor activity; protein binding. The record is from RefSeq and is a predicted model, not a curated record. Lineage: Eukaryota; Metazoa; Arthropoda; Insecta; Coleoptera; Scarabaeidae. Gene Ontology annotation, cellular component: plasma membrane. Gene Ontology annotation, biological process: signal transduction; inflammatory response.